Terrapene triunguis (Three-toed box turtle) is the source of this 484-nucleotide messenger RNA. RefSeq names its product adaptor related protein complex 1 subunit sigma 1 (gene AP1S1). The transcript has 3 exons. Gene Ontology annotation, biological process: protein transport; vesicle-mediated transport. The record is from RefSeq and is a predicted model, not a curated record. NCBI's taxonomy places the organism in Eukaryota, Metazoa, Chordata, Testudines, Emydidae. The annotation marks the transcript as partial. Gene Ontology annotation, cellular component: intracellular membrane-bounded organelle.
AUACGCCAGCCUAUAUUUCUGCUGCGCCAUCGAAGGCCAGGACAACGAGCUGAUCACGCUGGAGCUGAUCCACCGAUACGUGGAGCUGCUGGACAAAUACUUCGGCAGUGUGUGUGAGCUUGAUAUCAUCUUCAACUUCGAGAAGGCCUAUUUCAUCCUGGACGAGUUCCUCAUGGGCGGGGAGAUCCAAGACACCUCCAAGAAGAGUGUGCUGAAAGCCAUCGAGCAGGCUGACCUGCUGCAGGAGGAGGAUGAGUCACCCCGCAGUGUGCUGGAGGAGAUGGGGCUGGCGUAGCGAGCCGUUCGCCAGGCCUCCCCUGCUCGCCAUCUGUCCCCGGCCGCGUCGGACGCCGCGGGGGCCACGUCUCCGUCUUCCUCGCCCCGUGGAGCAGCAGCCGGACGUGGGACCAAUUCGCCCUGGAGCCGACGGGGGGGUGAGCCCCAUGAACUGUGUGUAAAUAUAUAGAUAUACACCCCUCGGGGA